This is a messenger RNA of Neurospora tetraspora, 1191 nucleotides long. RefSeq lists its product as uncharacterized. NCBI's taxonomy places the organism in Eukaryota, Fungi, Ascomycota, Sordariomycetes, Sordariales, Sordariaceae. The transcript has a single exon. Bases 1 to 1191 code for a protein of 396 amino acids. The record is from RefSeq and is a predicted model, not a curated record.
AUGAAGCGUGACUGCCGUGCCCCCAAGCAACUCAAGUGGAAGAAGGCGGAAGCCGCCGCCGUCGAGGGUGUGAGGGUAGUUGAGAUCGCCAGCAUCGACUACGACCAAAAUGACUUGGAAGACGCCGUCGAACGAGCCAUGGACGCUGACCCUGAAGGACAAUGGUACACGUCCCACGGGCCCGACCAUGAAGAUCCACGGGAAGGAAGCACAAGUCGGCAGGACCCGCCCCGAGGACGGACCACUGUCCAAGGGCAGACUCACCGGGCGCCGACCUGGGAAGAAAUCAGCACCAUCGCCACCGUGGACCGGACACUCCUCACGAUCGCGCAUGUUAUGGGUACCUCCCCGCCCCCAGCACCCACGCCGACGCCUGAACUUCUAGAAGACGACAUUCGGGACCUCAUUGACCCGUACCGAUACGGACGUCCCAACGAUCUCGCCACGGGCCAUUGGCUGGACCCCUUGGAGGAUUACCACCAAAAGGGUCAGGAAGGCGAGAAAUGGGACGACUUCUGGAAGAAACGAGCAUUCAUCAUUGAAGGAGAACCAACGACAUCCUGGGACGACCUCCCCUGUCAGAUGGGAGCCUAUCAGCCAGUAGAAGGGGACACUGCGCAAAUGCAUCCUCUUCACCUGCUGCACUUCCGGAUGCCGUGGUUCCAAUGUAUCACCCACGGUUGUCACGAACACUAUGGAAAGAAGCGGGACAAUCGCUUCUGGCCCGUUCGGAGAACGGACGCACAAGGACAGCCCAAGCCAGUCACCCGGACUUACAGUCGGGGCAGACCCCAAGACACUCUCAUCAUCGACGAGUGGUUCGCUUUCAGCUUGCGACCCUUCGGAAGACAAGAAGAGUGGCUGUCCCCCAGGAGACUCGCAGCCCGACCGCUCAACGUGUAUACCUGCACGGGAUGGGGAAACGAUCCCCAUUGGGGAUGGUGCCCGACAGCCGACUGCCCUAUACACAUGAAGCAGAAAGCCAGGGCUUACGAGACAGAAGUCGCCCGUCACCUCCACCAGGCCAAAUCGGCCGAAAGCACAGAGGACGAGAAAGCCGCACACUUGGCUUGGCUACGGGAACAUAGCUUGCUGGACGAGCACGAACCUGUAGAGGAGGACGCUCCCAACAACCACAGCCAAGAAUUGGGAAACGGCUCAGGGCCUUCAGGGAGGCCCGACGAAAAUUAA